AUGGGACACGGGAACUGGGUGCUGCAGAGGCUCUGCGAGGCUGAUGGCUCGGUCUUGGCCACAGGGCACAAGAAGGAGCUGCGGGAGCUGUACCAACUGGGCCCGCAGUUGGGGAGCGGUAGCUUUGGCACCAUUUUCUCAGGGACCCGCCUCUCGGACGGGAGCCCGGUGGCCAUCGAGUGCGUGGCCUGGGACAUGGUCCUGCAGUGGGACGAGCUGCCCAACAGCACCUGUGUUCCAACGGAGGUCGUGCUGAUGGAGAAGGUGGGCUUUGGCUGCUGCAGAAUCAUCCAGUUCCUCAACUGGUUUGAGCUGCCCGACAGCUUCCUGCUGGUGAUGGAGCGUCCAGAGCAAUCUUGGGACCUCUUGCACGUCCUGCUGGAGCAAGAGUUCCUGAGCGAGGAGGCAGCACGCUGGCUUUUCUGGCAGGUGCUGGAGGCUGUAUGGCACUGCACCGCCUGCAGCGUCCUGCACUGGGACAUCAAGCCGGAGAACCUCCUCGUCAUCCUGGAGACUGGCGACCUGAAGCUCAUCGACUUCGGUUGCGACACUUUCCUCCAGGAAUGGGCCUUCACACAGUUUGCAGGAACACGCACGUACUGCCUGCCCGAGUGGAUCGGCCUGCGCUGCUACCACGGCGAUGGGGCGACCAUCUGGUCCCUGGGCGUGCUGCUGUUUGAGAUGGUGUGCAGGCACUUGCCCUUUGAGAACGAGUGUGACGUGUUGGGGCAGCCCAUCUUCCCGCAGGAGGUCUCUCCAGAGUGCCAACAUCUGAUCCGCUGGUGUUUGUCCAAGCACCCCAUGGACCGGCCGGUGCUGGAGCAGAUCUUCUACCACCCUUGGGUGUUGGGUGGGCAUUUCUGA
Molecule: messenger RNA, 864 nt
Organism: Pseudopodoces humilis (Tibetan ground-tit)
Lineage: Eukaryota; Metazoa; Chordata; Aves; Passeriformes; Paridae
Source: RefSeq, a predicted model, not a curated record